Messenger RNA from Hyla sarda, 1910 nucleotides. RefSeq lists its product as uncharacterized. Bases 254 to 1438 code for a protein of 394 amino acids. The record is from RefSeq and is a predicted model, not a curated record. The transcript is spliced from 3 exons. NCBI's taxonomy places the organism in Eukaryota, Metazoa, Chordata, Amphibia, Anura, Hylidae.
GACGCUUCGUGUCGGAAGCAAUUAGGCGGGAAACAGGAACCGACGGAAUCGUAACCGGAAAAGGCGUCACCGAGCGGCGGCUGUACACCGGGCCAUCCUCCAGGGGCCUCAUCCUACCGUUACGCGUCUUAUACACGGAAACUAUAAAGGCUGCAACAAAAGAGGGAACUUCAGUCUGUUUUGAAGCAUUGAGAAGGAGGGUGCUGUUUGGUUCUCUUUGCCGUCAGACAUUUGCCCCUUGUGCUGAAUCACAAUGCUGCCUGUUCAUAUUCUUUACAGUUUUGACGUCUUACUGCUAAGGGUUCAAUGGAGAAAACGGCUAGAAGAGGAGAGACGGGAACGUCGCCGUCGCUAUGUGAUCCACCCAAAUAUGUCGGAUCACCUGACACGUGGGGCGCAUAGCACUCUAUAUGUGGAGCUCCGUCGCCACCCUGAAAAGUUCAGGGACUUCUUGAGGAUGUCCGUAGAGAGUUUUGAUGUUCUUCUUCAGCAAGUAAAGACUAGGAUUCAGUGCCAGGACAACCAAUUACGAAGGAGGGUAUCGCCAGAGGAACGCCUCAUUGUUACCCUAAGGUUCCUAGCCACUGGAGAAAGCUUUUCAUCACUGAAUUUCCAGUUUUUUCUUGGAAAAUCUACAAUCUCAAGCAUUGUGCGGGACACUUGCAAGGCCCUCUGGGAAUGUCUUCAUCAAGAGUUUAUUCCACAUCCUUCUGUGCAACAGUGGAUUGACAUUGCUGACAAGUUUUGGGAAGUGACAAGAUUUCCAAACUGUGUUGGUGCAGUGAAUGGGAAGCACAUCCUGAUCCAGAGGCCUUCAAAUCCUGAGUCAGAAUUCUUGUCCACCAUCAUUAUGGCCAUUGCUAAUGCCGAGUAUAAGUUUGUCGCUGUGGACAUUGGGCAAUAUGGGCGGACAAAUGAGUCCAGAGUCAUCAGGAAUUCUGCCAUGGUGAGAAGGCUUUAUUCUGGUGACUUUGGACUUCCUGCAGCCAGGCCUUUUCCUGGGACAGAUGGCUCUCCAAUGCCAUUUGUUUUUGUUGGUGAUGAGGCCUCUCAAAUGUGUGGCAAUUUGGUGAAGCCAUAUUCCAGGCAAGGCCUAAACUAUCGCCAAAGGGUCUACAAUCAUAGACUGACACGUGCCAGACGAAGUGUAGAAUAUGCCUUUGGCAUUAUGACGUCUAGAUGGCAAAUCUUCACUCGGCCCAUCCAAGUGUCCCCGACAGUGGUUAAAGACUUGGUUAAAGCAGCUGUUGUUCUACAUAACUUCAUCUUAUCCAAGGAGCCUCUUCCUAUUGACUAUGAAGAAAUGGUGUCAUCUUUAUCUGGACUUCAGGGCUCUUCACGGCGAUCAAAUGUGGCGUUUAAGCAGAUGAGAAACUAUUUUUCUCAAUAUUUCCUGUCAGAACAUGGCUGGGUGGAUGGGCAGGAUUGUAUGAUUUAAACAGUCUUGUUUUUUUUUUAUUUAUUCUGCGUUGCCUUUGUUCAUCUUUAACUUGUUAACCCUUUAAGAAUGCAGGGUUUACGUCCUGCUAAUACCGAAUAUCAGCGAUCAACCCCAUUUUUUCAAUUAGACCCUUAGAUGACACAAAGUUGAUCAAAGGAAAAAUCACUGCCGGUUAGCUCAGGGAGCUGAUCGGGACCAACAUGACGUAAUUGCGUAAUUAAGGGGACCGGACCAACUAAGAGGACGGUGGAGGGCCCUUACCCUGCUCUGUCAUGUCCAUAUUUCUCCAGUACUUCAGACAGCCUGUAGUAAUGGAAUGCCGAUAACACUGAUAAGUUCUGUUCUAUGGUACAGCAUUAAGUGUGUGCAAUUGAAAAAGUGCAUGUAUUAAUCCCCUAUGGGGACUAAAAGUUUGAAGAAGAAAAAAUAAAUAUUUAUGAAAAAAAGUGACUAAACCUCUUACCUAAUU